AUGCCGCCUAACGUCUCCGACUGGUGGGAGGGUGGUGGUGGACAUGCACGAGGCUUCCUGGACGCUGCUCUAGUGCAGUGGUUUGAGUUGGUGGUCACUGUGGGCUUUACACAAGUCCUGUGCGUGGUAGGCGUGGGUUCGAACCUUCUGAACUUUGUGGUAUUCUGGCGUCAAGGCUUCGCGGAGUCUGUGAACGUGAGCCUGUGCGCCCUGGCCUUUUCGGACCUAUGCGGCCUGCUCACGCUCCAGGUGGCCAACGUGUGCGCCUACCCGUGGCUGGACAGGGAGUGGGGUGUGCCCGUGGUGCCGAGGGAGCUCAUGUACCUGGCCGGCGGCUGGCCACACCUGUGCUUCGCGCGCAUCUCCAGCUGGAUCAUGGCCUACGUGACGUUGGAGCGCUGUUUGUGCAUCGUGGUGCCGCUCCACGUGAAGCGUCUGGUCACUCCGGGCGUCACGCUGACCGUGGUGGUGGUCAUCCACGUGGCGCUGGUGGGCAGCAUCCUGAGCGAGUACGCCACGCUCUACCUGGACUGGGUCUGGCAGCCGGCCUCCAACGCCAGCCUCCUGCGCCUGGUAUCGCGGCCCACCCGGGCGGGGGUGGAGGGCGUGGCGCACCUCGUCAGCUUCCUCACACAGUUCCUGGCCUUUGUGGCCGUCGUCGUGUUCACCCUGGUGCUGCUCGUCAAGUUGAGGGAGACCCGCGAGAAACGCGACAAGAUGACGCGCGGCAGGGCGGCUACACGUGAGGGCAACAGACGCGACAAAGCCGGGGACAACAGCAGCGGCGCCAGUGCUGCCCCAACCGCUUCAGACAAGCACGUCUCUGUCCCACAGGCCGACAACAGUGGACAUGGUAGUGGCGGUGGUGGUGGUGGAGGUGGAGGUGGAGGUUCUGGCGGAAAACGCGAGCGUAAGACGGAGAAGAUGGUCGUGCUGCUGUCGUGCGUGUUCAUCGCCUGCUUCACGCCCAGCACCGUGGCCUUUCUCUUCGUCAUGCUCUACCACGAGUUCAGCGUCUACGGCCGCUACCGCAACACCUGGCUCCUCGUCUGGUCCGGCUGCUUCGCCCUGGAAGCGCUCAACGCCAACGUCAACUUGCCUCUCUACUACCACAUGAGCUCUCGCUUUCAGAACACGUUGCGAAAAAUGUUCCCACGAUUGCUGGCCCGCUCCACGCCGCCGGAAAAACAGAUGUUCAAGAUAAACUAA
Molecule: messenger RNA, 1209 nt
Organism: Aplysia californica (California sea hare)
Lineage: Eukaryota; Metazoa; Mollusca; Gastropoda; Aplysiida; Aplysiidae
Exons: 2
Coding region: 1-1209 (402 amino acids)
Biological process (GO): G protein-coupled receptor signaling pathway
Cellular component (GO): plasma membrane
Molecular function (GO): G protein-coupled receptor activity
Source: RefSeq, a predicted model, not a curated record